AAACAGAUUUUGGCAGCCAUAACCUCCUCCCUGGCAGGUCUCUCUCCCCCUCUCUCUUUCUUCCUCCCUGUUUCGAUCUUGUCCCAGGAAAGAGGCUGAGGAAAGACCAUAUAUCAGCUACAACAGCAAGCAGUUGUCAAUCUGACCAUUCAUCGAACAGCCGUUCUCAUUGGCCUUGAAUCCUGUGGUUAGGGUAAAGCCCCAAAAUUGUCGCAGCCCUAGACUCACCCUCUGAGAGCACAGAGGCCAUAGAUUCCCAUUUCUACUGGCUUUGGUUUCCUUCUCCCCUCAAACAAGAAAGUGGGGUGGAACACCUGCCUCACCCGAUGUCCCUGAAAGAAACUGCAAUCCACAAAUGGAAAUGAUAAAUUCAUUCACAGAAAUCCUAAAAAUCUAUUCCUGUCUUUCCACAACCCCUAUCCUAUUUACUCCCCUAUUCUGUCUGGUUACCUCAGGGAAAGCAGAUAUUUCCUCAGAGUUUUAUUUAAUCUAGAGGGCUUCUGCAAAAUCAUUUCUCCACCCAAGAAGGUCCUAACAGCCCACCUCACCCCUAAAGUUCAGGCUCGUUCUCUCCUGGGCUAGCCCUAAACCCAGGCUCCAUCAAGCUGCCCAACAUUUUCCUUCCAGUCUCGUUUCCAUCAUCCCCCUACCCCAGAGCUUCCAGGGAAUGUUCGCCACGCCCCUCCGGUGGGUUCCAGGCCCCUUUGCAUGAGCGAAUUGAGGCAAGAACUACCUCCCUAGAGUCAAUGUUGUGUCCGUGUGCUGUGCCUGUGCCUCUCGGUGGUUUUCACGGUGAUCUUUUCUCUCUUUGCAGCUGGUUAAUAAUCCACUAGCAAGUCAGGCUGCAGCGGCUGCAGCAGCCAUGAGCUCCAUAGCAAGCUCACAGGCCUUUGGCAAUGCCCUCUCCAGUCUUCAGGGGGUCACAGGUCAACUAGUUACUAAUGCACAAGGACAGAUUAUCGGGACCAUCCCACUGAUGCCUAAUCCAGGGCCAUCGAGCCAAGCAGCGAGCGGCACUCAGGGCUUGCAAGUGCAGCCAAUCACCCCCCAGCUCCUAACAAACGCCCAGGGCCAGAUCAUCGCCACAGUCAUUGGGAACCAGAUCCUGCCCGUGAUCAACACCCAGGGCAUCACGCUGUCACCCAUCAAGCCCGGCCAGCAGGUAAAUGUUCCAGGCCAAGGCAGCCAUGGCACAGGACACUCUCCUUAUCCAGCUUCUCCUCUUUGGUCUCAAUCAGUGAAAAGUAAUUUUUACUUACAAAAUAUUUGAUCUCACUCAUCUGAACAUAUCGAUACUUAUAAAAUGGCAUGUAACUCUAUUUUUCAUUCUUAAUGAAUAUGGGUGAUAACUAAAUAUGUCUUUAAUCUAAAAAUAAGAAUAUAUUAAAUUACAAACAGAGAGAGUGCCCUAAAAUUCAAUAGGAAUGUAUUAUUAUUAAUCUAUGCUCAAGAUACUUAAUUUUCAGAUUUUCAAAAUGAGGUCAAAGAGAAACCAAGAACACUCAUGCCUUAACUGUGAAUGAAAAAAUUAUUAAAUAUUAAGAGAUCCCAAGCUGCUGCUGCUGAAACCACUGCCUACAAAUGAGGAAAUGAAAAAUAGGAAAUUCUGCUUGGUUGAAUUUCACAAAACCAUGAUGAUCCAGUUAAUUUUUCCAUUCAAAUAUCAAUUGAGAGCUUCCUAUGUGUUUGUGCUAGAGGUUGGGUCCGCAGCACAGAAGAAAGGUGUGGUCCCUGACCUCAUGGAGUGUCUGGUUAAUUGGCUCCUUCAACAAACAUUUUUUGAUAACCUACUGUAUAGCAGGCCCCUGAUAAAUGCGAGGAAACAGAAAUAAAGGAGAGAUGCUUUCUGAUUUUAGGGAGCUCAUCACCCUGUAGAGGACACAGAUAUAUAAGCAGAAUCUGUUGUGCAGUAGAGCAGAGACUGUCCUGUGACAGGGCAGGUGUCACCACAGAGCUGGAAGUGACCAACUCUGCCCGGAGAAUUUUUAGUCCUCCCAGAGAUAAUGGCUUGGGAAUGGAGUCUGGACAGUUGGGUAUGAGUUAACCAAGUAAACGAAGGGUUAACAACAUUCCAAGUAGAGGGAACAGCAGGCACAAAGGCAGGGAAAUGGGAAAGAGGAUGAAGUGUUGAGAAACA
Chlorocebus sabaeus (green monkey) is the source of this 2137-nucleotide messenger RNA. The record is from RefSeq and is a predicted model, not a curated record. NCBI's taxonomy places the organism in Eukaryota, Metazoa, Chordata, Mammalia, Primates, Cercopithecidae.